Momordica charantia (bitter melon) is the source of this 1083-nucleotide messenger RNA. Its product is annotated as mitochondrial ATP-independent inner membrane protease subunit 2. Lineage: Eukaryota; Viridiplantae; Streptophyta; Magnoliopsida; Cucurbitales; Cucurbitaceae. Gene Ontology annotation, molecular function: serine-type endopeptidase activity. The record is from RefSeq and is a predicted model, not a curated record.
ACAUUUACCAUCAUCCGAUGGCCUUCGACAAAAUAAGGCAAAAGGAAAAACUGGGAAAACGCAAGGAACUGUGAGUUGCAAAAAACCGGCGAAAGAAAAAUAGCGGAUUUUUUCUCUUCUUUCAUGGGGUUUUAGGAAAAGGGUAUGCACCAAAAGCAUUCAACCACCUGAAAAUUAGCUUCUUGAAAUGGUUUCUCUCUCAACCUGGUUCCGCUACAUAGCCCACAAGCUCGAGUACUCCGUCUCUCUCAGUUGGAAGAGCUAUAAAGGAGGUCAAAUUACUGACAGAGAAGUUGGUGAUGCUGUUUGGAAGAAUUUAUUUCAGGGGAAGCUCACAUACCUACAUUGGACUAAAGGAGAGGAGAUGACUCCGACUGUAGGUGGGCAAGGAGGGACGCUUCUUGUCCGCAAACUACCUGCUGUAGAUCCAACGAGAGUUUUUGUUGGAGAUGUUGUGGUAGUAAAGGAACCAGAGAAACCACAGAACUAUCUUGUGAGAAGAUUGGCUGCAAUUGAAGGUUAUGAAAUGGCAUCUACUGAUGAAAAAGACGAGCCUUUCGUACUCGAGAAGGAUCAGUGCUGGGUGUUGGCAGAUAAUGAGAAGUUGAAGCCUAAGGAAGCAAAUGACAGUCGAACAUUCGGCCCAGUUCCAAUGUCAGACAUUGUAGGCAGAGUCAUAUAUUGCCUACGAACUGCGGUCGAUCAUGGCCCAGUGCAGAAUAGUUAUUUUAGCAUGAGAAAGGAUUCGCCAGUAUUGGAAGUCGAACUGGACGUCGAUGAGAUGGCAAAAAACCACAAGGCCUGAAAGAAGCAAGUUAUAAUCUGGUCUGUAUGUAACCAAUCAAUCUCUUUUUGCCAAUUUUUCAUUGCAGAUGAACUCCAAAUUUUUCAAUGGAUUUGGGGAUAUUUGAGUUCCAAUUGGGUUGGUUCUAAUCUUUGUUUACUACCGAAGCAUGAAAAUGGCCUGUAACCAUCCAUAAGAUUUUACCCAUAUUCAGUUUUACUUCUCAGACUUAGCUUCUAAGAAAAAGAGAAAAAAGCAAUAAAAUGAUUACUGCUGCUGUUCUACUUGCCUUGACAUUA